CAACCUAACAAUUUAAUAAAAUUGUUAAAAAUAAAUUUUUAUUUAAAAAAUAAAACACAUUUUAAAUAAUUUAAUUUAUAAAUUGAAACAAACAUAAAAAUGGAAACUAAGACCAAAAAAUCGCUUUUAGAACGUUAUGGAAUACCCAUACAUCAUUUAGAUUUUCAAUAUAUAAAAGAGUGUAACGAUGGUCGGGAAAUGGAAAAAAUUGUGCAUAUAUUAAGAUCCAAUGAAGAGGGUUAUUUUCCCGAUUUGACUAAAUGUGCGGAAGACAAACUAAAGGAACUGAAACCGCAAAGCAGAUUGUUCAGAGUAGAGGAAAAAAUAAAGGGUCGAGAAGCUUUAAACCCAAAUGAAAUAAAACCCAUUUAUGACUGGAAUCAAGAUAUAAAAAGUACCGAUAAACAGCUAUUAAAACUGGUAAAAGAAAACGAUACAAACCCAGCACAACUUCCUCCCAUACGCAAAGGAGGUCGUAUACUACAAACAAAAAACAAAGUAGAGACCUCCAAAUCGGGGGUUUCCAACAAAGAGUCGCAAAGAAUUAAAUCCACGGAUUACAACAAAUGGGACAAAUAUGAUGCUGAAGAGGAAAUAUUGCGCCUAGAUUUAGCCGAGGAACGUGAGCAGGAAGAAUUGGAACGUAAAAAUCGUUUAAAUAUGGAAAAAUGUUUAAAGAAACCUUGCUUAACCAUAACCGAAAUAACUGAUGAAGAACCUUUAGAAAAAUGGUCUAAUUUAACGGAUAUAGAAAAAGAAAAGUUAUCGGAAGAAUACCGUUUAAGAGGCAAUGAAUAUUUUCGCUCUAAGGAAUAUGACAAUGCUUUAGAAGAGUAUUCGCGAGCUAUAGAGAUUUGUCCUCGGAAAGCGGUGGCAGCUUACAAUAAUCGUGCUUUGACUUAUUUUAAGCUUCAAAAGUUUUCGGACUCCAUUAAGGAUUGUGAGGAGUGUAUUAGGUUGGAGCCCUCAAAUUUAAAAGCUCGUCUGCGUCUGGCAGAGGCUAAUUAUGCAUAUGGCAGGAAAAGAGAGUCCUAUCAACUUUACAUCAAUGUCCUUCAAAUGGAUGCCGAAAAUUCUGUGGCCCUUAAAGCCAUUACCGAAUUACGUAAACAAUUCGAAGAUUUGCCCCCACCUAAUGCCACACGUCUAAAAAUACAAGAUGAAUCAUCCAAAACUAAAACAGCAAUAAUAAAGGAAGUCCCUAAGCCCCAACCAAAGCCGAAAGCAAAAGAAUACGAUUUAGCCGAAUUGGUUAAACCAAAUCGUUUGGUUAAAAAUAAAUUUAUUAAAGCAGCCGAAACUUUGGGUAAAAAUAUGCAAAACACGAAAGAAAAUAAAAAUAUUCCCCAAAAGAAGGAUCCAAAAGAAAAUAAGAAACAAACGCAAAUACGACUACCCGGUACAUAUCCAGUCAAUGCUGAGUUGAAAGGUAGAAAACUUAUACAAGAACUUUAAAAAUCGAGUUUAUUUUAAAAUUUUAAAAAUUAUGUUUAAUAAAAAUAUUUUAUAUA
Messenger RNA from Lucilia sericata (common green bottle fly), 1511 nucleotides. RefSeq names its product sperm-associated antigen 1 (gene Spag1). Bases 100 to 1455 code for a protein of 451 amino acids. Gene Ontology annotation, cellular component: cytosol; mitochondrion. The transcript has 5 exons. The record is from RefSeq and is a predicted model, not a curated record. NCBI's taxonomy places the organism in Eukaryota, Metazoa, Arthropoda, Insecta, Diptera, Calliphoridae. Gene Ontology annotation, molecular function: heat shock protein binding.